Molecule: messenger RNA, 864 nt
Organism: Acanthosepion pharaonis
Lineage: Eukaryota; Metazoa; Mollusca; Cephalopoda; Sepiida; Sepiidae
Source: the annotation of a GenBank genome assembly
AUGAUUUCUUUUUUGGAAUACACUUUUUUUCUUAAAUAUGUCAGCUCUUUUUUUUAUUUACUUACAUCUUAUUACCUUAUCGUUGCUUUAAUUUAUUCAUAUCUAACUUCGUUCUUUCUUUUUCUAUUUCUUACUUUCUUUUUCUAUUUCUUUCGUUUUUAUUAUCUUUUUUCUUUCUUCUUUCUUUCAUUCUUUCUUUUAUCUUUCUUUUUUCUGUCAUAUUAUUUUCUCUUUUAUUUAUUUAUUUAUAUCUUCUUCAAUAUUAACAUUUUUCUUUCUUUCUUUCUUUCUUUCUUUCUUUCUUUCUUUCUUUCUUUCUUUCUUUCUUUCUGUCUUUCUUUCUUUCUUUCUUUCCGUUUUAGCUCUUCGAGUUAUUCAGCGUCAACAGUUCUUUGUUUCAUAGAUUUUCUUUCUUUUUUUCUUUUGCAACUUCUUUUUCUUUCUUUCUCUUUCUUUUCUAUUUCUUAUUCAAUGUUAACAUUGUUUCACUCAAUAUCUCUUCAUUCUUCCCUUUUCAUUUUCUUUCUCACGUUUCUUUUUAAAUUCUGUUAUCCUUUCUUUCUUUUUAAUAUUAUUUUUAUUAUUUCCUACUCUCUGCAGCCUUUAUUCCCCCUGAAACUCUUACUUAUAUUACCAUGUAGAAAUACCUACCCUCGACCUAAACAAGUUAAGAAUAAUCACAGUCUAUUCAUAUUUACCUCAUUCGGUCUGUUCACACCUAUCUAUCUAUCUAUCUAUCUAUCUAUCUAUCUAUCUAUCUAUCUAUCUAUCUUCAUUAUCCCUCUAUUUCAGUAUUUUCAUUAUCUAUCUAUCUAUCUAUCUAUCUAUCUAUCUAUCUAUCUAUCUAUCUAUUUUAUUAUUUAA